GAUCGGAGCCGGGACAGCCGCGGAGGGGGCGCAGCUGUGUGGGCCCGACCCCCGAGCGAGCGUCCCCCAUACCCCAGCCCGCCUGCGCCCCUGAGGCCGCCUUCGCCAGUGGGCACCGCUGCCAGGUGCAGGGGUGUUGGGACCCUUUGAAGAAGUGUGUAGCUAAUAGCCCCAUAUAUAAUUCAGAAGACGUCUUCGAUGGAAGACCCCCGGGGGAUAAAUGGACUGUCUGUGCAAACAUCUCAAACCAGUUCAGAUGUUGCUGUUUCCUCAAGUUGCAGGUCUAUGGAAAUGCAGGAUCUCAGCAGCCCGCAUAGCCGUCUGAGUGGUAGUAGCGAAUCCCCCAGUGGCCCCAAACUCGAUAACUCUCAUAUAAAUAGUAAUUCCAUGACUCCCAAUGGCACCGAAGUUAAAACAGAGCCGAUGAGCAGCAGUGAAAUAGUUUCAACAACAGCAGACGGGUCUUUAGACAAUUUCUCAGGUUCAGCAAUUGGGAGCAGUAGCUUCAGCCCACGACCAACUCACCAGUUCUCCCCACCACAGAUCUAUCCUUCCAACAGAGCAUACCCACAUAUUCUCCCUACCCCUUCCUCACAAACUAUGGCUGCAUAUGGGCAAACACAGUUUACCACAGGGAUGCAGCAAGCGACAGCGUACGCCACAUACCCACAGCCGGGACAGCCGUAUGGAAUUUCCUCCUAUGGCAUCAAGACUGAAGGUGGAUUGUCACAGUCUCAGUCACCUGGACAGACAGGAUUCCUCAGCUAUGGCACGAGCUUUGGUACCCCUCAACCUGGACAGGCGCCCUACAGCUACCAGAUGCAAGGUAGCAGUUUUACAACAUCAUCAGGAUUAUAUACAGGAAAUAAUUCGCUCACAAAUUCCUCCGGAUUUAACAGUUCACAGCAGGACUAUCCAUCUUACCCCAGCUUCGGCCAGGGUCAGUACACACAGUAUUACAACAGCUCACCAUAUCCAGCCCAUUACAUGACGAGCAGCAGCACCAGCCCAGCCACACCUUCCACGAAUGCCACCUACCAGCUCCAGGAACCACCAUCUGGCGUCACCAGCCAAGCCGUUACAGAUCCCGCGGCAGAGUACAGUACAAUCCACAGCCCGUCAACACCCAUUAAAGAUUCGGACUCGGAUCGAUUACGUCGAGGUUCGGAUGGGAAGUCACGUGGUCGGGGCCGAAGAAACAAUAACCCUUCACCUCCCCCGGAUUCUGAUCUUGAGAGAGUGUUCAUCUGGGAUUUGGAUGAGACAAUCAUUGUUUUCCAUUCCUUGCUUACUGGGUCCUACGCCAACAGAUAUGGGAGGGAUCCACCUACUUCAGUUUCCCUUGGACUGCGCAUGGAAGAAAUGAUUUUCAACUUGGCAGACACACAUCUAUUUUUUAACGACUUAGAAGUAAGUGCAGUUAUUUUAUACAUACUUCAUGUCGCAUGUCUGAAA
Molecule: messenger RNA, 1455 nt
Organism: Hipposideros armiger (great roundleaf bat)
Lineage: Eukaryota; Metazoa; Chordata; Mammalia; Chiroptera; Hipposideridae
Product: eyes absent homolog 1-like
Exons: 13
Biological process (GO): cell differentiation; positive regulation of DNA repair; negative regulation of extrinsic apoptotic signaling pathway in absence of ligand
Cellular component (GO): nucleus
Molecular function (GO): protein tyrosine phosphatase activity
Source: RefSeq, a predicted model, not a curated record